This is a messenger RNA of Penicillium samsonianum, 465 nucleotides long. RefSeq lists its product as uncharacterized. Bases 1 to 465 code for a protein of 154 amino acids. NCBI's taxonomy places the organism in Eukaryota, Fungi, Ascomycota, Eurotiomycetes, Eurotiales, Aspergillaceae. The record is from RefSeq and is a predicted model, not a curated record. The transcript has a single exon.
AUGACACAAAAUCCAGGAUACCCGAGAAGACGGGUACCAGACUACAGAGGAAGUUCAAGCUUCCCACUCCCUUUCUACCCCACUCAGAAACCACGGCCUAGCCGUAGAGUUACUCUACGAGGGCAAUUGGAUAUUCCGCAGAUCUCUCCUACAUGCAGCAGAGCUCGCAAGGCUCGGGCGAAACUACCAACACCGUCCCGGGGAGCAGCGAGAGCUUCUCAUCGCUUCCUGGAAAACGGCAGCAGCUUUACUGAUGUCGAGGCCACGCGCCAGCGCCAGCAGUGGAGAAGAGCCAUUAUUCAGUUCGACCUCGUCUCACGCAGUCUCACAGCAGAGAAGUUUUUCGUUGCAGAUAAGGCGGGCGUACACGGGAGAAUAGAACAUAAUAUUGAACAAGUCCUUGAUUCUCUUUUCGAAGCUCAAGCGCUUGACAUCUGUUGGCCGCCGCUAUCUAGGCUAUCGUGA